This is a messenger RNA of Exserohilum turcica Et28A, 1068 nucleotides long. RefSeq lists its product as uncharacterized. The transcript is spliced from 2 exons. The coding region runs from base 1 to 612 and encodes 203 amino acids. Gene Ontology annotation, biological process: box C/D snoRNP assembly; snoRNA localization; maturation of LSU-rRNA from tricistronic rRNA transcript (SSU-rRNA, 5.8S rRNA, LSU-rRNA). Lineage: Eukaryota; Fungi; Ascomycota; Dothideomycetes; Pleosporales; Pleosporaceae. Gene Ontology annotation, cellular component: pre-snoRNP complex; nucleus. The record is from RefSeq and is a predicted model, not a curated record.
AUGGCAGACGUGCUCUGUGGAGUCUGCGCGACAGAGCCAAAAAAGUACAAGUGCCCGACUUGCGCGCUCCCAUACUGCUCAUUAAUAUGCUUUAAAACCCACAAGGCAACUCAUCCCGAAAACAUUACCACGCCGGCGCCCACCCCCGCUGAGCCAACCCUACCGCAACCAGCACCACCCGCUCCGAUACCACGCUAUCUGAAGAGCCGCACCGACUUCUCUGUCCUAGCCACCAACCCCAAAUUCCAGGCCCUUCUAAAAACACAUCCCACGCUCCUGUCGUCCCUCCAACGCGUCUACGCAAAGACGAUACAGCCAGACCCGGAAGAUGAGCGCCGCCGCCGCUUGCUCGAGAGGAACGCGUUCCGAGGGCGCGGCGCAAGAGGAAGGGGACGAGGCAGGGGCAGAGGCGGAAGAGGCGGCUGGCACGGGGAGGACAGAGAAGAGCGGUGGACGCCGAAGAAGGGAGACAAAGAUGCAAUGGCGGUGCUAAAGGAGAUUCGGGACGGUGAGACUCAGGACGACGAGAAGGAGGCCAUGGCCCAGUUUGUGGGUCUAGUCGACGAGCUGUUUGCGCAAAAAGACAAGACGAGCGGUGUGGAAGGAUGCUGAGAUUUGACACAUCACGCCCGAAUAUCACGCACCUACACCCGUCAGAUAUGCAUGCCAGCACACGAGAAGCUCACGAGCAAAUAACGCACUAUUUCCUCGGGCAGCAUGGAAGUUACUACUAAGUACUGAACUUCGACACGCCAACGCUAGAACUCGGUGUCUCUAGCCUUCUCUAUCCACCGACACAACUGCAUACCUACCCCUUCCACAUGAUGUCUCGCGGCAAAGUCACCUGCUCGACCUCAUGUAGGACAGUUGCAUUCGCAUCAUGGAACGCUAAACAUUCCGACUCAACAAAAGUCUGUGCAGCUAGCUGCCCUGCCUUUAGCGCAGACCAGUCUAUAGCCUCCGCUUCUAGUCUCCGUGUCUAUCUGCUAGCCACGACUAGCUGGUCGCAACCUGCUUCUCGGGAUUCGUACAGUCACUCGCAGAAAGGUUCGCCUCGCCGCCGAUUUU